This is a messenger RNA of Prunus avium (sweet cherry), 963 nucleotides long. The record is from RefSeq and is a predicted model, not a curated record. Lineage: Eukaryota; Viridiplantae; Streptophyta; Magnoliopsida; Rosales; Rosaceae.
AUGACCUUCCUCACUCUGACGCCUUGGUUGCAUCGUAAUGUGUAUGACGAGGAUGGAAGGGUCUGGUACGAGGAGUGCAUCUCGGCCAGAUUUAUUCGGCCUAUUGAAGAGGCUGUGAGGGGGGCUUUGAAGAACGCUGAUUGGGACCCCCUCCCUCCCCAGGCUGGCAAGGGGAAGAAGGCCUCGGCCGUGCUUUCUCGACCGACCCCAGGUCGUAAGAGGGGUAGAGAGGCUGCGAAUGCCGAGGUCGCAGUAACCGAGGACACUCCGGCCGAAAGGGUCGCGGCCGAGGCGGAGGCAUCGGAGAGGCCGACGAAAAGGGCCCUCCCUCUUCUCUUGGAGGGUGAGGAUGAGGAGGAAGUCCCCUCUGUGAUUGUGAGUGAGGCCCCUCCUGUGAUCGCCCCGACAACGAGCGCCGAAGUUGUUGUCAUGGGGGCGCCAGUUGCCGAGGCGACCACUGCAGAGGCGUCAGGCACCGAGGUGAUCGUUACUGAGGUGCCGGACGCUGGGAUGGCCGUCAUAGAGGCACCGGCCGAUGAAGCAGUCACUCCUGAAUCGCCGGCUGGUGAGGCGACCGAAGCAGAGGCAACGGCUGGUGGUGAUGGCUGUGCCCCUCCCAGACCAUUAUCGCCUUCGUCCCCGGCUCUUAUUAUACCGAGCUCGCAGGUUGUCCCGGCCGUCAUGUCUAUGCCUCUGGCCCCUACGUCCCAAGAAUCGACGGUCGCCACUGAGCUCGCAAUGGUUGAAGCUACAGCCACUGGUGCACCGAGCCCGCCGCCGGUCUCUUCGACGGUCUUGACCGAGCUCGCAGUUGCAGAAGUCCUUGCCGCGCCGUCGGUCGCUGAAGAGCCUGCCUCCUCAGAUGACCUUGCCGAACUGUACACUAGCCUCCAUGAGGAGGGAAGCAGCUCGGCCUCAGCCCCUUUGGACGAGGAUUCCAGGGCCACUGUUGAACGGCUCUGA